This is a messenger RNA of Metschnikowia bicuspidata var. bicuspidata NRRL YB-4993, 350 nucleotides long. RefSeq lists its product as uncharacterized. Bases 84 to 311 code for a protein of 75 amino acids. The transcript has a single exon. The record is from RefSeq and is a predicted model, not a curated record. NCBI's taxonomy places the organism in Eukaryota, Fungi, Ascomycota, Pichiomycetes, Serinales, Metschnikowiaceae.
AGAACUGAUCCUGUAGAAAUGGGUACGAUUUUUUUUUUGGGUGCAAGUGAGUAUUGGCGCGAGCACGACCACGCUUCACUAGUAUGAGAGUAGAGGAAGGGCACGAAUUGAAAGCCAUCUGCAGCUUUGCUCCUCUGCACACAUGUCCGGUUGCUUUCCGGGCUGCCUGUUUUUUGGAGUUUGUGUAUGUAGUGACUUUUGGUUUCCUGUUUUUUGGUGAUGGCUUUCCUGUUUGGUCUGUCUUUUCCUUCCACUAUGUAGCACUGUUAGGCCCUAUGAAAUACAGCACUGGUCGCGAAUGCCGAAGCUGAGAUCUAAAGCCCGCGCCAAUAAACCUCGCCAUCUCGAUA